AUGGCUGAACCCCUUGUGUACCCAGAUUCACCAUUAGCUGAUUACUUAAAACAAUCUGUACCUUCUGAAUUACCUACUCUGAUCAACUCAAAUCAGGAUCUCAACAAGAACGAUGAACCAUUGAACUUUGACUUUCUAUUCGAUUUCUUCAAUCGACUUCAUGAACUUUGUUCUCAGUUUGAUCUUAAAACUUCAAUCCAACUCAUUCUCUCUAACUUUCAAUCAUCAAACUCAUCAACCGAUCCAUCUCGAGUCGAUCAAACUGAGUCAUUUGAUCAUGUUCAAGCUCGUCUCUCAGAACGUCUCAAAUACCUCAUUUGUUCUUCAUUCUUACUCAAUCCUCAACUAUCUCCCGCCUUCUAUGACUCGGUCUCAACUCCUCCAAUGGGAUCGGACCCUGAUCCUAUCUCAACACCAUCCUCGACCCCACCAAUACCAACUGGAAAAACUCACACCAACCCUUACAUUCCCAUCGCUAUAUUCUCGCUCCUUAUACUCAACUUCCUUCCAAAAUGGCUCACCCUGCUCAUCAUCAUCGUUCUCGGAUCAACUUUCUUUCUCCUUUACCCUCUACUACCAUCUCAUCAGUCAACAAGCGAACUGAACUCUGAUCCACUUCACUUUCAGUCAAAACUCGUUCCAACCGCUGCCCAACUUGUUACCAAUAGUCAAGCCAUGGACGUUCGUAUCAGUCGGGCAAUGGGAGCUGUCAGGGAAGUUGAAUGUGUAGCCCUCGGAUUAGCAAUUUCCGAUCCUAUGCCACCUGUCUCUCGGCUCGAAUCUGCGUCAUUUGCACUUGGGACCGCGGACAACGAACUUUCUACUGAGUCGCCCUCUCUUGGGGGUCUUGCUAGCUCACCCACAAAUAUCAUUCAGCCUAAGCUUCAUGCCAUCGGAUUGCGCAAAGUUGUCAAAAGUGUGCUCGAUCAAGCUCGACAUCUAUAUGAACAUGCAGCCGUCGAAAUCGAAACUGUUCUCACCUCGUUUUCGUCUAACCCUGAUGUUCGCCCACCAUUGGAUGCAUUGAUGGAAAUGUAUGGAUGUUCACGUGAAGGAUCGGCGACCACGUCUAAUCAGCCCUUCGAAAGCGCUCGCACUCGAACUCUCUCCCAACGCAGCAACAGAAGGGAGUCCUUGCUUUUCAAUUCAUCUUCACCUCGUGAAAGCAGUGACUCUCAGCAUAGUCUUAAUCGAUACAGCUGGCAGCCUUCCUUGUUAUCCUCUGGUCGAUCCCCACCUCGUAUAGCUACCGACUCUGACUCACUAGCUUCUCCGAAUCCGGUUGGCUCUUUUGAAGACUUCAAAGCCUCCAUGUUACGCCGUAGCCAUCCCCGAGCCCGGCUUGCAGCUUCGAUAGGCUCACCCAGCGAAGGCCUUUACGCCAACGCUCUUGGACUUGGUACCAUCCCUACCAGCCCUCAUAAUUGGUCUUCCGAUCCAUUUUCGCCGUCACACCAUGCGUGUUCCGGAAUACCAGAGAUUGAACCGGUGAAUCGCUUGCGAGAAAGCGUUCAUCAUGAAUCCUUCACAUCAUCAUCUCCGACUCCAUCACCUCGAGUCGACCGUAUCGAUAAGCGCAUCUCACUUGGGUGGGGCUCAAGCCCUGCAGGCCUACGUCCAUCUCCAUCCCUGCGUGGACGUACUAGGCCGACCUCAAUGAUGGCACAGUCAUCCAUUCGCCGUGCCUCGUCUUAUGGUCCCAUUAUCCCAACCCAGUCUCCAGCUCGUGAGGAGCAUACUCCUCGUAUACCUGAUGACUUUGUGACUCAUAAUCGAGUACCUGAAAUACGCGAGCCUUUAUCACUCAUUGAACUACAAGCAUCAUUCGAUCGAAUGCACAUAUCUCGAAAACGCAUCUUAUGUGGGCUCCUUGCACUCGAUUUUUCAUGUCCUAUUGCGGGGGCCGCCGUUUGGUCGCAAACAGUCGAAAUUAUACAAUCAUUAGUUGAAGCCAUCGAAAGGUUGGGGAAUGAAGUCAGUGACGGCAUGAGUCUUGAGUUUGGCCCUGGCUCAUUCGAAACGAAAGCGGUACCCAAAGCUGUUCGUGAGGUCACUGCUUCCACCAAUGCCACUCAAGAGGAAAGGCGAGAUUCCCGAAGGAGGUCGUUUAUGGAUUUCGCUCCACCUGCCCCACCUGGUGAAGCAGAUCAACGUAGAGUUGUCGAAGUCCUGGAACAAUUGAAGGCCGUCGACUGUGUGUUGAGAACACUGUCGGCCAAGGUGAGCGUUUGUGUCGAAGAACUAGGGAGUCAGACCCAUGUUGAAGAAGGGAGAGCUACAGCCAUGGGUGUCCACGAAUCGAUGCGAGCUGACUUGGAAAGAUUGGGACGUGAAUGGGAUGAAAGCCGAUGUAAGAUGAGAAGGAUUGUAGAGGGAGAAAAGAUAUUAGGACAACAUCGGCUCUCUUCUGGGAAUCGGGCUCGACCUGAGUCAUUUGACAGCAUUAGUGAAAGCGUCAGUGGCACAGGAGGAGGAGAAAGUGGCUCAGGGCGUACUUCAUCUGUCUUCUCUAGCGAGGCUCUCACACCGGUCGAAGAGGAUGGACCUGAAAUAGUUGAAGAUGAAGAUACAAGAACCAAGAAUUUCAGGCGAUAUGGUCUUGAAGAAGUCUUUGAAGCAGUAGUGACUAACAGGACUCGAUCAGGAUCGAUGACUACUGGUCAAAUCAAAUUAACAAGAGAGGAGCGAAUUCGACUGGCUCGUCAGAAACGUGAAUCGAUGCCUGUUAGCUCCAAGAUCGAAGCCAACACAGGUGGUGUGGUGACCGAACUAAAGGAUGUACUCAGUGUGCUCAAAGCUAGACGUUUAAAACAAUUGGCCCAAGACCAGCAAGUUGAGGCAGGGACUGUUGGUCAGCGUACUAGUCUGAUGUUUUAGGAGCUUUUACCACGGACAAGAAUGAUUAUAUCUAUAUAUGAUAAUUUUAAUGUGUUUUCGCCUGUCUUAUCAUUAUUCAACUUUUGUGUUUCUCUCUCUUUCUCGCUCUCUCUCUGUCUUUUCUCUUCAUGUUCCUAAUGUUGUAUAACUUUGGUUCAGGUUCACUUCGUUUUUUCAAACUUUUCUACAUGAUCUUCGUCUGUCAUUUAUAACAACAUAUCAUCAUCAUCAUUAUCAUCAUCAUCAUCACUGGAUAUAGAGGCAUCUUUACUUUUUUUUUUUACUUUUUUUUUCGUUUUCGUUUACUCAUCUUAAACCAUGCAACAUUACCAAACCGAAAAAAAAAUCACAGAACUCUUUAUGCAUCACAAACCUUUUUAUUUUGUUUUUUCAGUCCAGUCAUUCUUUUUUUUUGACCAUAAAAUAUCAGUUCUUCUGGAAACAGCUAUAUUGUGAUUAUUAUUAUUUUUUUACGUUGAUUGAGGAAAACAAAAACUGGAUUUUUCUUGAUUUC
Messenger RNA from Melampsora larici-populina 98AG31, 3391 nucleotides. RefSeq lists its product as uncharacterized. The transcript has 4 exons. Gene Ontology annotation, molecular function: myosin binding. The record is from RefSeq and is a predicted model, not a curated record. Bases 1 to 2877 code for a protein of 958 amino acids. Lineage: Eukaryota; Fungi; Basidiomycota; Pucciniomycetes; Pucciniales; Melampsoraceae.